AUGGCAAGCGCAAGACCGCUCCUCCGCUUCCCCUCCCCAUGGAGGAGCUCACUCACCUCCCGUCCCUCACGCCUCACAACCCCAACGCCAGCCGCCCCACGACAAUUCUUCAACCUCCCAAACCUCGCAGCAGCAGCAGCAUCCUCCCAACCCCAAGUCCUCACAGCCUCCCGCACCAUGCCCUACCCCUCCCCCCAACUCUACGACAUAAUCUCCGACGUGGACGCCUACUCGACCUUUGUCCCCUACUGCGCCGCCUCCCGCGUGACAGCCUGGUCCGUACCCGACGCCGCCACGGGCCGUAAAUGGCCCACGCAAGCCGACCUCCGCGUAGGCUGGGGUGGCUUCGAGGAGACUUUCACCAGCAGACUACACUGCAUCCCCGGUUCUAGCGUCGAGGCGAUAAGCGGUGCGGACGUCGAGGGCGCGAGUCCCGGGAAUGGAGGGGAGGGCGGUGCCGUGUUUAGGAGUCUGGUGACAAAGUGGCAGCUCCGGCCGCUGACUUCGGGGACGGGCACUGAGGUGGAUUUGGUCAUAAGGUUCCAGUUUGCGAACCCGUUGUAUUCGGCCGUCAGCGCUGCGGUUUCGGAAAAGGUGGCUGGCGUCAUGAUUGAGGCUUUCCAGAAACGGGUCAAGGCUGUUUUGGGCACUGGAAGACUAUAG
This is a messenger RNA of Colletotrichum orchidophilum, 663 nucleotides long. Its product is annotated as polyketide cyclase/dehydrase and lipid transporter. The record is from RefSeq and is a predicted model, not a curated record. Gene Ontology annotation, cellular component: mitochondrion. Gene Ontology annotation, molecular function: ubiquinone binding. Gene Ontology annotation, biological process: cellular respiration; ubiquinone biosynthetic process. NCBI's taxonomy places the organism in Eukaryota, Fungi, Ascomycota, Sordariomycetes, Glomerellales, Glomerellaceae. The transcript has a single exon. The coding region runs from base 1 to 663 and encodes 220 amino acids.